This is a messenger RNA of Haemonchus placei, 429 nucleotides long. The record is from the annotation of a GenBank genome assembly. Lineage: Eukaryota; Metazoa; Nematoda; Chromadorea; Rhabditida; Trichostrongylidae.
AUGAGCUGUACCGAAGGCUCUUUAGGAGAGACCGUGAAGGUGGAAGAAAAUGGUCGGAACAAAGAUUCUAUCUCCAGCGAUAUCAAUCAUACUGACACUCUGUCGGACGACAUAGGAGCACUACUGUCUAAUCCAAAUUUCUCCGAUAUCAUUCUGGUAGUCAAUGGAGAAAAAAUUCCUGCCAACAAAGCUCUUCUAGCUGCUCGUUUGCUUUAUGGCGGAUUGAAAGAGAGUGGGGAAGGCGAAGUCGUGCUGAAUCAAACCAACAUCUUUGCAUUUCGCAUUCUUUUGAGGUAUCUCUAUACGGCUAAGCUUUCUUUGGGUGAGUACGAGGAAGAGCAGCUGUUGGAGAUUCUUGGCAUCGCUCAUCAGUAUUGCGUAAUUAAACUCCAAAACGCAAUCGCUGANGGGAAGGCGAAGUCGUGCUGA